AGUCGGCCCGCGGCCACUGCUUGGGUAACAUAGUUGCAGUCCAAUCAAAAUCAAAAGCCGUGUCCACGCAUCCACUCCUGUCUUGUUUGCAGCUACUCGCUUGGCUUCAUCCAGACAAAAAUUAUUGCAUAAAUCGCACGUAAAUUACUGGUCACAUGUUGAUCUCGUUACAAUUAUUAUUCUCAUUAUCGUUACAUUUUGUGUAACUCGGCCUAAUAAUGCAAUGCGACUGAUGAGUUACCCUCCACCGAGCAGCGACUGGCCCCCGCUUUUUAGGGGCCUAUCUCCAACUCCACCCGUAUAAAAGUUACAACAAUUAUUGCUGGACCAUCAGUUGCAUUCUUCUCCAACGCAGACAACUAGUGGAUUAAACACCGCAACACUCCUCAACAUGCAUUCCGUUCAAAUUCAAGCCGCCAUCGUAAUGAUGUGUUUCAUUGCAUUCUCUUAUGGGCAAAUCUAUGGGAGCUAUGGUCAUCAUGGACACCAGGAUUAUCACGAACCAGCGCAUUACAGUUUCGAAUACAAGGUGCAUGACCCUCACACUCAUGACAUAAAAUCGCAACAUGAAUCACGCAACGGAGAUGCAGUGAAGGGCUACUACAGCCUUGUCGAGCCUGACGGCUCAGUCAGAGAGGUGCACUACACCGCCGACAAACACAAUGGAUUCAACGCCGUAGUCCACAAAUCCGGUCAUGGACACCACUACUAUUAACACCUGACAAGCUCAUAAAAACCUAUUUAUUAUUUUUGUACAAAACCAAUAAAAUAUCUUCAAACGA
Molecule: messenger RNA, 782 nt
Organism: Nilaparvata lugens (brown planthopper)
Lineage: Eukaryota; Metazoa; Arthropoda; Insecta; Hemiptera; Delphacidae
Product: cuticle protein 7
Exons: 3
Coding region: 392-715 (107 amino acids)
Cellular component (GO): extracellular matrix
Source: RefSeq, a predicted model, not a curated record